CUUUUAGAAAAACAUCCAGAAACUCUUAGAGAUAAUAUCAAAUCUUUAUUAAGAAAUUAUAUUUUUUUUCAAGAUGUAGAAAAAUUAAUCAAAUUGCUUAAACCAAUUAAAGAAGUUAUAGUUUCUUUGGAAUAUAAAUUAACUUCUUUAGCUGAUUGUUUUAUUCAAUUAAUGAAACUUGGAAUUGCAUUCAAAUCAUAUCCUACUAUAACAAAUGUCUUAUUUCAAUCAUAUUGUAUUGAUAAAUUUAAUCAUUGUUGGAGACA
Funneliformis geosporum is the source of this 266-nucleotide messenger RNA. The record is from the annotation of a GenBank genome assembly. NCBI's taxonomy places the organism in Eukaryota, Fungi, Glomeromycota, Glomeromycetes, Glomerales, Glomeraceae.